CUCCGAGUUCAAAACGGCGAGGCCGUAAGGAAGUUUGGACCACUUCGGCACCACUCGCUCCAAUAUGGCUGCCCCCGGGGAGAGGCGAGGGCUGUUGUGAAAGUCUAAACCUUAAAUUCCUCCUCGCAUGGAUCGUAGCUCAGAGUUCGGGAGGUGGAAGGCGCAGUGUCUGAGCAAAGCGGACCUCAGCCGUAAGGGCAGUGUGGACGAGGAUGUGGCCGAGAUUGUACAGCUCCUGAAUGGGCAAGAACAGUUUUUUACCACCAGUUCCUGCUCAGGCCGUAUCAUCCUGCUAGACGGGAGUAUAAACGGCUUCGAGGUUCAGAAACAAAACUGUCGCUGGCUACUAGUGACACACAAACCUUGUAUAAAAGAUGAUGUGAUUGUAGCUCUGAAAAAUGCGAAUGGUGAUGCUGUUUUGAAGUUUGAACCCCUUGUUCUUCAUGUACAGUGUCAACAGUUGCAAGAUGCACAGAUUCUGCAUUCAGUGGCAAUAGAUUCUGGUUUCAGGAACUCUGGCAUAACAGUGGGAAAAAGAGGAAAGACUAUGUUGGCUGUUCGGAGCACACAUGGCUUAGAAGUGCCAUUAAGCCAUAAGGGAAAACUGAUGGUGACGGAGGAUUAUAUCGACUUCCUGUUAAAGAUAGCAAAUCAAAAAAUGGAGGAAAACAAGAAGAGAAUUGAAAGUUCUUUUCCAAGAAUACUUUUUGGUUUUACAACUGCCUACAACAUGCUUUGGAAAGACAAACUAUUAUUAAGUCCUAUCCCAAAGAGAAAGUCAAUGAGAAAACUAAUGCAUAUUCUCAUAAGAAAAAAAGAAACCGAGAAAAAGCAUGUGACAGAUGUGUUACUGAAGAAAAUGAUAAAGAACUUGAAAACGAUGACAGUCCAGGCCUCAGUGCUGCUGUCUUCCCGGAAGAUGACUAAGAUCUGAUUCUCACGUGUCUUUGAUAGAAUAAUGUUCCCAAUAAUUAUUUAUAAAGCUGCUCUUUAUAAGAGUAUUUUAGUUUGUUGAGUGUAUCAGACAUUCAGAAAAGCAAGACUUAAUUUUCUCCUGUGUUUUAGAGAUACUUGUCUUACAAAUAUACUUUUUUAAAAAUAGCUGUGUAUAAUGCUUAUUCAUUACCAUCUAUUAAAUCACAGAAAUUCAUUACAAAAAUAAAAUUCUGAUGUUUAAUGCA
Messenger RNA from Artibeus jamaicensis (Jamaican fruit-eating bat), 1181 nucleotides. It is a transcript of the gene TYW3, whose product is annotated as tRNA-yW synthesizing protein 3 homolog. The transcript has 7 exons. Gene Ontology annotation, biological process: tRNA methylation. NCBI's taxonomy places the organism in Eukaryota, Metazoa, Chordata, Mammalia, Chiroptera, Phyllostomidae. The record is from RefSeq and is a predicted model, not a curated record. Gene Ontology annotation, molecular function: tRNA methyltransferase activity. Bases 128 to 934 code for a protein of 268 amino acids. Gene Ontology annotation, cellular component: cytoplasm.